GCGACGGGUCCAGAUUGGAGCCCUAGCCGGGAUCAUGGUGUUGAACUCUUGAUUAAGACAAUUGACUAUCAUAUAGUGCCUCUCUACAACCUGGCUCCAGUUGUUCAAAGAGCGGAUAACGCUAUCCACCGGAUAACACACUACCGUAAACUUUCGAUAGUGACGACCUCCCGAAAGGAGCGACCCCUCACCCCGAAAGUAACGUCAGAAAACUAUUGCCUCUAGUAAAUCCCGAAGGUAGCGAGCCCAGCCCCAGGAGAAACUUGCUCAACUUGUAGUACCUACGACAGAAAAAACGAUGUAGACAUGUAUAGAGGCCACCCAUAUGUUAGUAACAUGAAACUGGAACAAUAACGAAUUUUAUCUCAUUUUGAGAAAAGUGUUUUAUGAAUUGCCAUCUUUUAUUUCGUAAAAAUAGCUCAGCUGCACCAACGUUAUAUGACGUUUUUAUCUCCCCUAAAGUAAGGACGCCCCGAAAGUAGCGAGCUACAAAGGCUGCUAAUUCCGAAUGAAUCGAGGGUCGUUACUAUCGGAAGUUUACAGUAUCUAGUGGUUACUGCAGUUUGUUUUGUCAACAUUUAUCCACUGGAUAGCGGUUUGUCCGGUGGACGGUUUUAUCCAUCCAUUGAACAACUGGACCUGUGUUUAAAUGGACUAUAAAUUUUGUUUUUGUGGGUGAUCUUGGGAUGGACUAGCAUCCCAUCGAGGGGAGUAGAAGUACUUUUAGUUGCUUCAUGAUACAAACAUUAAGCCUUAUGGGGCAUGAUUCUUGACUAACUCAGACUUUAACUUAGAUUUCUUGGGAAUCAAACCGACAUUGACCAGUAAGUUCUUCCUUUGCCCAGGUCACCAGUUUUGCGGCCUCUUCGAUCCAAAAGUUAAAAACGCGUUUUAUUGUUCGUGUUUUUCUUUGGGUGAUUAACAAAAGCAAUUCAAUCGUUUCGGACACUCAGGCAAAAAGAAACUGAACUCUCUUUUGGAACUAAAUAUUCCUUCAAGAAGCCCGUGGGUGGCAAAGGUGACGGAAGUGAUCGUCAAAAAUCUCGAAAGGAACCACUUGAAGCAUUAGCAUCGUAGAGAGUCACCAGCUUCGUAAUGGCGGUAAGAGUGAUAGCCUCGAAUAACCUCUCUAAAAAGUAAUUAUUGGCAAAAUUUUCCUUUUCUUUCUUUCAGAGACCGAGAUAAUGCCAAAAAUGGGUAUUAAAACAAAAACACUUUAGGCGCUACCAAUGUGACACGUGAUUAAUUUGGAUAAUAAUAUAAGAACCAUCAUGGCGACCGUCAGGGCCCAUAUUGCAAAUUCUUCUCGUACCUUUAUCUUCAUUUUUAGGAGGACCCUCGGUGUACAUUGUUUUGAAGAGUGACAACAUGCAACAUGAAUGGUGCCUACGUAAUCGUUAUUUAUUGUCUUUUGCUCAUCACAAAACUCUUCUCCUACAAAAAAGCGUGAUGUCGUGUAAGUAAGUCACUCGAGAAGUCCUUUAAGAUGGUAUUACCAUGCGUCAUCUUGGCGGGCCUAUAUACUGGAGCUUCUGGCGUUACAUCAAAAGUCAGAUACUAACUGCAAUAUUCAUAAUGUUCAUUACCGUUCAAAGCUUUCACGGGGUAAGUAUUCUAAAAUGACGUUUUGGUUUUUCGAUGCGAAGUUUCAAUUGGGAUAUCUCGAUGGAAACGAAAAUAACUUGACAGCGCUCAUCUGUAAUUGUAGAGAAUGUUGACAAAAAGCUGUUUUCCUCGCUUGGUGAAACGACUACAUAAUUAAGAUUCUUAAGUCUUAUAUAAGGACCCCAUCAACCACAGCAAAUUAAUGGAGGUCCCCCUAGAAGUGAUUGGUUGGGGAGGGGGAAAGGAGUGGCUGUGCACAGGAUGGCAGCUGAUGGUGCCGAGUCAAUGUUUUUAAUUUUAUUAAAAUAUUCCCAGCGGAAUCUACCUUCGCGAUUUUCAGAUUUUGUCAGCAAAACAGUCUUCCAAAGACUACUACGAUGGCGCGGACAUUUAGCUAGCAAAGUCUACUCGCAUAAACACCCAAUAAUUUUUUUUUUGUGAAAGGCUGCCUUACAUUCUCUCAGAGCUUUCAGGACCUUAGGGCACUCAUUGAGUAAAAUCCUCACUCUAGCAAAGAGGGUGACCUGGCUGAUGGAUCUGUCUUUGCACAGCUACGCAAAGACACUACAAUGACGUCUUUGAGAAACAUGACAGCUUUUCUGAACUAAUCCAAUAUCGCUUCGGUUACUUUAGCGCGUACGUCAGUCACGCCACGAUAAGUGAUCAUACGUGGCAGUUUUAGCUUGCUCAUUUGUGAAUCGGGGUUAGAUCGACCGUCUUGCUGAAGGAAGCAGAUAGAAUAGUGACAAUAACAGACUUGCGAGCCAGUUUUAUUCUUUCUUAGCGAUGCGUCGUGGUCUUUCUUUAUUGUUGUCUGCAGUGCUGAUGAUUGCACGGACCGCAAUCUGCGACACAUCUUUGUCCCCUGCAACAUGGCCUCAAGGAGAGUUUGAACGACUGGAGAAAAUGACUCUCAACCGGUUUGAGCGACCAAAGCCAUUGGCGGUCAGCGCCGGCCAAGGGAUCGUAGCGGGAACGACUGAGCCGUUGGCUGUGCAUUCUGGAAUGGACGCGCUCAGGAAAGGCGGGAACGCCAUGGACGCAUGUUUAGCGACUGCCCUUACAGAGGUCACGCUGGCAACUGGGUCCUACGUUUCAUACGCUGGUGUCACGCAAAUCCUUUACUACGAGAAAUCCUCCGAUAGGGUAUACAGCAUUAAUGGCGGCUGGAAUACUCCCUUAGAAGGAGACCCGUCCCAGAUCCCUAAAGUCCACACUUCCGGUGAUAACGGUGCUUCAGUUCUCGUCCCAGGAUUCAUUGCUGGUGUAGCAGACGCGGCCAACAAGUUUGCGAAGUUUCCUCUAAAGACGUUGUUCGAGCCCGCGUUAUACUUCGCAGAAAACGGAUUUAAACUGUCCAGCGGCAUGGCAGCUUCCAUCAAAGCUUACUACAACGACAUAACACUUUUGAGAACAACUCAAGGUAAAAAUAUUUUUACCAACCCUGAUACCGGGAAACCAUACGCCUACAAAGAACUGUUCAAACAACCUGAGCUAGCUGAAUUCAUAAGGAACGUAUCCACCGAUGCGAAGGGGUACUUCUACAACGGGACCUGGGCCCAAGUCAUGACAUCACUGAUUCAAGAAAAAAAAGGCUUUAUAACUUUGGAUGACAUGCGCCGCUAUCAACCUAUGUGGGAGACUCCCGUCAACACGUCAUACAAUGGAUAUGAAGUGUUCGCGUCCGGGAACGACUGGGGUGGAGUUGAGCUGGUGGAAAAGUUACGUCUGAUGGAAUUGGCUGGAAUCGGUCAGACACGUGGAUCCAGUUACCUCACUAAUGCUACAGAGUUCUUCUGGCUCGCUUCUAUCUCUCGCUUUAGUUACUUUGUCUCAUUUUUCUUGCACGGUAACCCCAAUGGGCUGUCUAUCUUAAAAGAGAGCUUAGACCUUGAUUUGUCAGAUCGUCUCUCCUUUGGUUCCACUGAGGCCAUUUGGGAGAAGAUCGGCUCUCCUGAAAAGAUGACAGAAGUCAACGCCGUGAUAAGGAAACUCCUCGGAGGAAAGGAAACUGACUUUAUACAUGGGUCAGAUGCUAUAGUUGCAGCUGAUAAGGACGGAAACGUUUGCUCCAUGAUUCAUACUAUCAACAGCCAAAUGUGGGGGACGGGUCUUUUCGUCCAAGGAAUCGCCUUACCGCAUUCGGGUGCCAUAUUUAAAUCCUACGUCAAGCAGACAAGUCCUGGGGGUAGGCUGCCGGUAGCUCUACAGCCUGCUAUUGCUUUCAAGAGUGAGGAAUCAUCUGAAGGUCGUCGACCUGUCAUGGCGCUGUCUGUUGUUGGUUCAUCGUAUCCCAUCGUGGUUCCACAGUAUGUGACGAAUCUCUUGGAUAGCGACAUGAACCCCAAAGAAGCUAUGGAGUCUCCCACCUUCCUGUUGCCGGAUUUUUCUGACUUUUUCCAAGCCGUUCCUAUAGAAGAGUUCUCAGUGGCCGAGAACGUGCUACAAGAGGUGCGUGACAUGGGGCAAGGCGUGACCGAGUUGGAGUACUUGAAGGCAUUUGUACCGAUCGGCUUGGGCGUGGCGCUCACUAUAGAUGACAAUGGGGUCAUGUACGGUUGCACCCACCCCCUCAGAAGGGGACUUGCGGAAGGAGUUUAAACCUGGCGGCUGAUUUCCUCUUAGCUUACACUUGGAACAAAAUUGAUUUCAUGUGUAGGGAGAUAAGGUGGGGUCAAACAAGAAUCAAAGUCCACAAGCUAAUUUAGACAGCAGAUUUACAUUUAACGCCAUCGGGGCGCGGACAAACAAGCUCAAGCGUGCUUAAGGUGUUUUUCACUGCUUUUGCUUGGUGUAGAUUGAGAUUAGUCCACUUGAAAACUAGACGACAUUAAAAACUAGAAAAUCUCACUGAUUAGUUGUAAAACUGGAAUCAAAAGUCACGCUAACGCAGGAUUAACCUAAUUUCUUGGAACAACUUGGUCUUGCAGAUCUGACAUUGUUUGCCUAUCAACACAGUCAAAACAUGGCCCGCGAACAGGCGUUAUUUCUCGUUUUACUUUCAUUCCUUUAUUUUCUUAGUGAAACCUGUCAACAUUCUUUUCCGCCCUCAUGAAAAGUAGGCGGGUUUCAAAUUCGACAGGAACUUGUACAUGUCAUAUCUGAUGAGAGUACCAAAGAGAAGCGGUCUAACAGAAGCGAGCGUUCGGACGAAAAAUCGGUUCUAAACAAUCAUAACAGCGCUGAUGUUAACGCCUCGAGUUUAGAAAAUGCUCUCAACAAGUGCGCUGAGCACGUUCUAACCAUUAGAGAUUUUCUUCGCCCUUUCCACUCAUCCUCCCUCCCCAACAACGAAAAAAGUAAUCACCCAGAGAGCAAAUCUGCUAAGGACGUCCGCACGAAAAUCUUCAAAUUAUACAAUUAUUCCCAACUUUUACUGCGAUGAGACGAGUUUCUCGAGCCAGAUAUGCAAUAAUAACAAUGACAAUAACAAUUUCCAGGGUUGAUAUGUAAGUUGAGUCAAACAAAGGCAAACAAUCUUCGUCCUACAUUUUGGAAAUGGGUCUGUAGCGUUAAUAACUCCAAAUGUUGUCAACCUUUUCAUAUGACUUAACCGUGAAUGAGACAUUUGAAAGUUGAAAUCUUCGUAUAGCUAAACGAAGAGCUCAAAAGUACGGAAUUCAAUGAAGCUAUGGGCAAGAAUAAAACACCUAAUAAAUAGAAAUUUAUUCUUUUUAUCGAAAAAUGUCGAUAAACGGCAGGGAAAGUGAUCCACCGAAAGAAACUAAACGACGGUCUCCGAACGUUCUAGCCUGCGAGAGGGCUCACCUUGGAGUCAAGCGCGCGAGGAGUGAAGAGCAAAGCGAUCCGGUGGGAAGGAGUCUGGUAAAGAGGUGCCAAGAAAGUGAGCCUGCCUUGAUCUCUGUAAUUCGCGCUCUCGGCUACGCCGCGCGCUUGUACUCCAACAUGAGCCUGCUCGUGGGCUACGAACGUUCAAGCUUGAUGAAUCCGCGCAAAGUUACAGCAGUGACCAAUUUCACCAAAAAGUUCUGACCAGUAAAGGUAAACAACUCCACAAAUGUAAUGUUCUUGCAUCAGCUUGUUUAUUUAACAAUGAACUACAAAUCAAUCCCUUUACAGAGCCUUUCCUCCAUUACUGCUGGCCAGUAAAACGGAGGGCUCUGGAACAAAAUUAAUCACUAAUACAUGGUGACUGAAAUAAGCUGUGCAUGGGCGACAUGUUGUCAGAUUACUACUCCUCGCAUUCACUUG
Messenger RNA from Orbicella faveolata, 5817 nucleotides. RefSeq lists its product as uncharacterized. Lineage: Eukaryota; Metazoa; Cnidaria; Anthozoa; Scleractinia; Merulinidae. The record is from RefSeq and is a predicted model, not a curated record.